This is a messenger RNA of Bombina bombina (fire-bellied toad), 1739 nucleotides long. RefSeq names its product oocyte zinc finger protein XlCOF7.1-like. The transcript is spliced from 11 exons. The record is from RefSeq and is a predicted model, not a curated record. Lineage: Eukaryota; Metazoa; Chordata; Amphibia; Anura; Bombinatoridae. Gene Ontology annotation, biological process: regulation of transcription by RNA polymerase II. Bases 96 to 1673 code for a protein of 525 amino acids. Gene Ontology annotation, molecular function: DNA-binding transcription factor activity; RNA polymerase II cis-regulatory region sequence-specific DNA binding.
GUGACAUCAUCUUUCCUUUAACAGGACUGGAUCUAGCUGCUACCAGGCAGGUCUCACAUUUAUAGCAUCAGACUCAGUUACUGACAAAGAACAAGAUGAACAAAUACAGGAAGCAGAUGGCAGAGCAGUUCCUGAGUCAGGCCCUGGGCAUCAUCUGCCUGCUGACAGGAGAGGAAUACACCAUUGUGAAGAAGAGGCCCUCCCACAGCUGCAUACAACAGUUGAGCGGAGAGGUGCCUAUAAAGCGUGAUGAUGUUGCUGUGUAUUUCUCUAUGGAGGAGUGGGAGUAUAUAGAGGGACACAAGGAGCUUUACAAGGACGUCAUGAUGGAGACUCACCAAGCACUAAGGAAUAUGAAGAUUCCAGGAAAUAAGAGCUCAGAACUAACAGGUCACAGAGAUGAAAAUCUAUACACAGGAGCACAUAGAGUACAGAAUAUUCAGCCAGUGGAGACCGCAUCAGACGUCUCUGCAGAACUAACCGGUCACAGUGAUGAAAAUCUACACACAGGAGCACAUGGAGACCUACAGAAUAUUCAGCCAUCAGAAGUCUCUGCAGAUGUUAAAACGGAAGAUCUGAGUGUAACGUGUCAGCUGGAAGCUCCAAUGCAGGAAAUGUGUGACAGUGACAAUGAAGAUGAAAACGAUGCUAAAAGUUUAUUUAACACAGAACAAACAGAAGAUCUGGGGCUAGCAAAUAUGCCAAAAGCUGCAAAGCAGGAAAUAUGUGACAUUAUAAGUACAGGUGAAAAAGAUGCUAAGAUUUCAUGUAACACGGAACAAACAGAAGAUCAGUGGCUAAGUAAUAUGCCAGAAGCUGCAGAGUUGGAAAUAUGUGACAAUAUAAAUACAGGUGAAAAAGAUGCUAAGAUUUCAUGUAACACUGAACAAACAGAAGAUCAGUGGCUAAGUAAUAUGCCAGAAGCUGCAGAGUUGGAAAUAUGUGACAAUAUAAAAACAGGUGAAUUCAGAAACCACAAUAAUCCUAGUCAUGAUCAGAGUGCAGAUGCUUCUUUAAAUCUUCUUCAUCAUCAAAGAAGCCAAGUGGGAAAUUUAUGUUCUGAAUGUGGAAAAUGUUUUCUCAAGAAAUCACAUCUUUAUACACAUCUGAAAAUUCAUAAAGGAGAAAAGCCAUUUUCCUGUUCUACAUGUGGGACAUGUUUUAACCGUAAAGGGAAUCUUGUUGUUCAUCAGAAAAUUCAUACAGGAGAGAAAGGAUUUUCAUGUUAUGACUGUGGAAAAUGUUUUACUCAGAAAUCAAAUCUUAUUAUGCAUCAGAAAAUUCAUACAGGAGAGAAAGGAUUUUCAUGUUCUGAUUGUGGGAAAUGUUUUAAUCGGAAAUCAAAUCUUAUUAAGCAUCAGAAAAUUCAUACAGGAGAGAGAGCAUUUUCAUGUUCUGAAUGUGGGAAAUGUUUUACCCAGAAACCACAUCUUAUUACGCAUCAGAACAUUCAUACAGGAGAGAGAGGAUUUUCAUGUUCUGACUGUGGGAAAUGUUUUUCUCAGAAAUCAAAUCUUAUUGUGCAUCAGAAAAUUCAUACAGGAGAGAGAGCAUUUUCAUGUUCUGAAUGUGGGAAAUGUUUUACCCGGAAACCACAUCUUAUUCGUCAUCAGAACAUUCAUACAGGAGAGAAAGCAUUUCUUUCAUGUAAUUGGCAAGAGUCCAUGAGCUAGUGACGUAUGGGAUAUACAAUCCUAUCAGGAGGGGCAAAGCUUCCCAAACCUCAAAAUGCCUAUAAA